Molecule: messenger RNA, 2766 nt
Organism: Branchiostoma belcheri (Belcher's lancelet)
Lineage: Eukaryota; Metazoa; Chordata; Leptocardii; Amphioxiformes; Branchiostomatidae
Product: eukaryotic translation initiation factor 3 subunit B-like
Exons: 17
Coding region: 32-2116 (694 amino acids)
Biological process (GO): translational initiation
Cellular component (GO): eukaryotic translation initiation factor 3 complex
Molecular function (GO): translation initiation factor binding; translation initiation factor activity; RNA binding
Source: RefSeq, a predicted model, not a curated record
CAGACAGCCCUGUCUUCAUUAGAAAUCCAAGAUGGCGGAAGAACGUGGUCGGGACAGAAAUCAGUCCGAAUCUGCCAGUCUGGGCGGCAGCGAAGACCAGGAAUCCUUCGUCAACGGGCACGAUGAACCGGACUUCAGCGAUCCUGAAGACUACGUGGACAACAUUUCCGACGAAGAGCUCCUUGGAGACCUUCUGAAACAGAAACCGAAGGAAGCGGACGGCAUCGACUCGGUGAUCGUGGUGGACAACGUGCCGCAGGUCGGGCCGGAGCGGCUGGAGAAACUCCAGAACGUCAUCAGGAAAAUCUUCUCCAAGUUUGGCAAGAUCGUGAGCGAGUACUUCCCCGAGGGAGACAAUGGCAAGACUAAGGGGUACAUCUUCCUGGAGUACUCAUCCCCAGCUAACGCCCUGGAAGCCGUGCGGAACUGUAACGGCUACAAACUGGACAAACAGCACACCUUCGCUGUCAACCUCUUCUCCGACUUCGACAAGUAUUCUGGAAUCCCAGAGGAAUGGGAGGCACCAGAACAACAACCCUACAAAGACCCGGGAAACCUGUGGUACUGGCUGGAGGAUGCUGAGUGUAAUGACCAGUACAGUGUGAUCUAUGAUGGCGGGGAGAGGACCGCCAUCUUUACCAACACGUACGGCGGCACCGAGCAGUCACUGGUCGAGGAACGUGCCAGGUGGACUGAGACCUAUGUACGCUGGUCGCCGAAGGGCACGUACUUGGCGACGUUUCACCAGCGCGGAAUCGCUCUGUGGGGAGGCGAGAAGUUCCGCCAGAUCCAACGGUUCAGUCACCAGGGAGUUCAACUGAUCGACUUCUCUCCUUGUGAGAGGUACAUGGUGACCUUUAGCCCCCUGAUUGACAGUAAGGAUGAGCCCCAGGCCAUCAUUAUCUGGGACAUCAACACAGGAGUGAAGAAGAGAGGCUUCCACUGUGAGAACGCUGCUCAAUGGCCCAUCUUCAAGUGGAGUCAUGAUGGCAAAUACUUUGCCAGGAUGGGACAGGACAGUCUCAGUGUGUAUGAAACACCAUCAUUUGGUCUCUUGGAAAAGAAGAGUAGCAAGAUUCCUAAUAUAAGAGAGUUUUUCUGGUCUCCGUCUGACAACAUCAUCGCAUACUGGACCCCAGAGAAGGACAACAUCCCGGCCCGCGUCACGCUUCUGGAGAUCCCGUCCCGUCAGGAGAUCCGAACCAAGAACCUCUUCAGCGUCGCCGACUGUAAGAUCUACUGGCAAAAGCAGGGAGACUACCUGUGUGUCAAGGUGGACCGAUACACCAAAAGCAAAAAGGGCUUGUUCUAUAACUUGGAGUUGUUUAGGAUGAGAGAGAAACAAAUUCCUGUGGAUGUUGUGGAAGUAAAGGAGGUGGUGAAUGCCUUUGCCUGGGAGCCUAAUGGAGAGAAGUUUGUAGUCCUCCAUGGAGAGUCUCCCCGCAUCAGUGCCAGCAUCUACAAGAUGUCCAACAAGGUCGAGCUGCUCAAAUGUAUGGAGAAGAAGCAGGCCAAUCACCUGUUCUGGAGCCCCCAGGGGCAGUUUGUGGUCCUGGCAGGACUCCGCAGCAUGAACGGUGCCCUGGAGUUUAUUGAUACCAACGACAUGACGGUGAUGAACGUGGCGGAACACUUCAUGGCGACCGACGUGGAGUGGGACCCGACCGGGCGCUACGUCAUCACGGCCGUGUCCUGGUGGGGACACAAGGUGGACAACGCCUUCUGGCUGUGGUCGUUCCAAGGACGGCUGCUACACAAGCAGAACCUGGACCGCUUCUGCCAGCUGCUGUGGCGUCCACGGCCCCCCUCCCCCCUCACCGCAUCGCAGAUCAAGAAGAUCAAGAAGAACCUGAAGCAGUACCAGAAGCAGUUUGAGAUCAAGGACAAGAUGAGGAUGUCCAAGGCCUCCAAGGAGCUGGUUGAGAAGCGCCAUGCUCUUAUGCAGGACUUUGAGAAGUACCGUAAGAAGAAGCGAGAGCUGGUCCGCCAGCAGAAGGAGCAGCGGCUGGGACUCCGAGGAGGAGUGGACACAGAUCGUAUGGACAGCGAAUCAGACGUGGAAGACGAAAAGAUCGAGUUCUUCGUCAAAGAAGAAACCAUCGUCCUCAGCAAAUAGUCGCAGAAAUCGUCUUUACAGAUAAAAUGCGUCGAUCACAUUUUUAGCAGGAUAUUUGAAGACAAUUAUGGCUUGUGUAGGAUUAGGCUGUGAAAGUAUUAUGACUUGCUAUAAAUCAAGUAAUAGGUAAUCAUAAUAAAUUCUCAUGUAUAAUGUCUGGUAGAUUUGGGACAUACAUUUGUUAUUCAUGCAUUUUUCUUGUAGUUAAUAGUAUAUAACAGUACUUUGGACUGCAGCAUCAUGAAUUUAUAUGUGUGCUAAGUUGUUUUCCAUAGCAAAAGUUAAGUUGUAAAGAGGUAACAUCUACUAAUAUGAUUCUGCCAAGUUACAUAUGUCUGCUACCCUGAAAAAAUGAGUUUUCAAUCCCAUUAUAAUAAACUCCUGCAUAUCUGCACUAGCUAUCGCUAGAGGAUAGCUGUUGUUUUGGGGUGAGGGGCUCUUCUGUAAAUCAUUAAAGUACAUAAAGGAAAUAAGAAUAUUUCAGCCACUAACAGUAGUACAAAAUUAAGAAUAAAAAAAAAAAUUAUAGUAACAUACAUAAUUAGUACCAGUUCCAUAUCUGCCAGAUACAUUAUAUAUACAUACAUAGUGUAUUCAAAAGUGCCUAUUGUUUCAACAUAUUAUCUUCACAAUAAAAUUGUCCUAUACGA